GUAAACGUACCGUAUCGACAGCAGGGUAGUCGCCCCGUUUCUUACCAUGUGGACUACAACCUGCUACAACGUACACGCCGCAAUCUUGUCCGCGUUAGGAGUCUAAGAUGAACCAUUGAUAUCAUCCACUGUCCAGUCAUUGGUGGUACUCAGAUGCUACUAGCCUAUCACGAGGUUCUUCAUCAUGGAACCAUCAUUCCAAGGUCAAACCAGAACAAGUAUUCUCUUCCGAACAAGGCGAUAUUGGAUGCUUCGUUGUAUGACAAGCCGAAAGCCGAAUUCUUCCUUCAGGGCUCGAGAAUCCACAAGAAUGAAGCUCGGCAACUCCCACUUCACAUGAUGCGUUCUUCAUCGUUCUUCAUCGAUUCAUCCUUCCAGUCAGGCGACGUCGCGAUAAUAGGGUGGCGAGAGCAGGACUGCGGAUGUUCUAAACCUGGUCAGGGAUGGCCGCUCAUCGGCGAGUCCCCCGUGAGUACUCCUGAGUGCGUAAAUAUUAAAGGUGUGGUGUGGCACUUGGUUUUGGCAGAAAGUGUCCAGCCUUGCUAACUUCUAAAAUGGCAACCGUGGCGACUUUAAGCCCUGAGGACUGUUUGAAGAUCCUUCAGCGUUGGGAACAGGAUGGCCCCACCGAGGAAGAAAAAAACGAAUUCGCAGUCACUGCUCUCGCUCAGCUGAACGACCCCGGCCAAACAAAGAGAUUUCAAGAUAAUAUCAGCCAAAUAGCUGACUUGGCCUUGAGCAUUGACAAGACUUUUAGCGACGUACAACAAAGGCUCGUGCUUUGUGCCAUUGUCUUCCCCUUCAUUUUUGUUUUAUGUCUGCAGUGGGAGGAUUUCCGGCAGCGUUGGAGGGCGUGUCUGCGUCGCUCGUGCGAAGUUGCAGCUGAAAAUGUUGACAUUCUUAGACGCUUUGACAUGGUUUACCUUGCGAAGGUGGAAAAUGUCCAGACCGAGCAGGAUCGCAUCGCGGCUAUCCAAGCGUUAGAGCCAUUCAUUGACGAACUUGAAAAGAAUGAUCACUCUGUUCAAAUGUCCCAAGAGUUUCUGACACUCAAGCGUGAUAUUGCGGAAUUUAUAGGCAGAUUUGCUCUCAAGGCCUCAGAGUUUGGGAUCGAGUCUCGGAAAGACAUUGCAGUCCUGGAGGAACAGAUAAAAUCUGCGCAAGCAACAAUUGAAAUAGUCGGUGUAGGCAUCCUAGAAGGCCUUGGGUUGGGUUCCAGAGCCUCUAGUCUCGUUGCCUCGCUCAAGGCACA
Molecule: messenger RNA, 1252 nt
Organism: Serpula lacrymans var. lacrymans S7.9
Lineage: Eukaryota; Fungi; Basidiomycota; Agaricomycetes; Boletales; Serpulaceae
Exons: 8
Source: RefSeq, a predicted model, not a curated record